AUGCGCGCGCGUGCGUGUGUGUCCGUGUGUGUGUGUGUGUGUGUGUGUGUGUGUAAGGUGCUUAAACGACAUACUCAAGCAGCGGAUCUGGAGCGGGAUCAGUCAGAUUAACAAGCAGAGAGCAGAUUUACAAGAGUCAGACAGCUUAAAUGUAUAAAUUAAUAUGGAUGAAAUGUGAAUGAAAGAAAUACAUUUGGACACCACGGAGCAACUCCUUAUUAGAAAAGAAAUGAAAGGAUUUAAAGUUCUCUUUCUUGUACACAUAUAAAGUGUUGUAGGUAAUGCAAAAAAAUGAUGUUGAUAUUUUGAAGCAAUAAUAAAAGUUCUCAAAAAU
This is a messenger RNA of Gryllus bimaculatus (two-spotted cricket), 334 nucleotides long. Lineage: Eukaryota; Metazoa; Arthropoda; Insecta; Orthoptera; Gryllidae. The record is from the annotation of a GenBank genome assembly.